Molecule: messenger RNA, 327 nt
Organism: Fulvia fulva
Lineage: Eukaryota; Fungi; Ascomycota; Dothideomycetes; Mycosphaerellales; Mycosphaerellaceae
Exons: 2
Coding region: 1-327 (108 amino acids)
Source: RefSeq, a predicted model, not a curated record
AUGGCAUGUACAGGGGGCAUUGUUGCCUUCUACAUCGUGGGUGCGUUCUGCUUUGGACUUUUGCUGUACGUUCUCUGCGAAUUCCACAAGUCUGAACUCAUCGAGCGGGAAUUCGUCUGGCGUCACUGUCGCAAGAAGUUCUUGAAGAUGGUGGUGGAAGGCCUGAGGGACGACGAUCAGAGGCUUGAUCCAACCUCCGACCCUCCAAGGAGAGAGAGAGAGCUCGAGGCGAAGCGCGAUGUGCUUGUACUCCGUCAGAAGCUCAACCAGACGAUCGCGAGUCAUCGUGCUCAGCUAGCAGAUUUUGCUCGUGAGUUGGCGAAGUAG